ACAACUUCCUUGGAUGCCGGGCAACAACAAAGAUGGCGCUUAGCCUGGCCGAGCUGGAGGCUCCGCUGGCCGCUGACCCGGCCGGGGACCGGGACCGGGACCGGGACCGGGCGGGAGCAGGAGGAGGGGCUCGGCGCUGCAGAGGGAGACCCAGGCUCACAGACUCCGACCGGGCACAGAGGCGGCUGGAGUCCCGGAAGAAGUACGACGUGAGGCGCGUGUACCUGGGAGAGGCGCACAAGCUGUGGAGCGAGGUCCGCCGGAGGACCGGCCUGAGUGAUGCCGGACUGGCCGAGUACCUGAUCCUGCUCAACGCCACCUACGGAGAGAAGUACCGGCAGCAGUACUGCGGGAAGAAGAUAGCUCCAGAAGUCUCAGGAAAGCAGAAGAAAGGCAGGAAUCAGCGUGUGUCGAGCCUCCAGAGUCUGGUGUGCUGGUACCAGGAACACUCGUGCUCCUGCCGUCACGAGCCCCAGCUCCGAGCGCUCGAGCCCCAGCCCAACUUCUCCACGGCUGCCAUCUGGCAGUGUGACUCCCACCACUCGUUUGUGCAAUACCUUUUCUCCUCGCCGAGGGCGGCGAGUGACUCUGAACACGAGGAGCAAGGGAAUGGAGAGGAAGAAGAUGAAGAGAGUGCAGCGAAAACAGACGUGUCUGUGGCUAAAGCUGAAGUCUGCAGGAAGAGAAGGAAGGACGCUCAAAAACAGUUCAGAGAUGUGGGACAACAUGUGGAUGUUUCUGAAGAACUACAGACAACCAUGAGCCCAAUCGAACAGGCUGCAACUCCCGCCCAGCUGCCCAGUGAAGAGACCUCCUCGCAGGAUGUCCCACUGACGGGACAGCCCGUCUGGGAGAUGGAGAUGGAGAUGGAGCGACAGGAAGGCCCUCCAGCAGCAGAGUUUCACUCCGUCUCCUCAGAGGAGGAGGAGGAUCUGAGGCGAGGCAGAGACCCAGAAGACGAGAUCAGGACCGUACCGCACGCCCUACCGCACGGAUACGAGUGUGUCACCGUGGCGUCCUUAGCGGAUAAACUGGAGAAGACGGACUCGGACUCGGAGCUGUCGCAGAGCGUGAGGGGCUCCGUCGGGCCGCGGCUGCAGGAGGAGGAUCAGAGCGAGCUGUUUGACCCCCAGACGCUGCAGACGGUGGUGACCAGCUGUGAGAUCCCCGACCACAGGACGGCGCUAGAAGGCUCGCAGUUAAUUAUCAUCACGGGCCCCAGCUACGAGGCCCUGACAUCAGAGGGCAUCCAGCUCAACAUGGGGGGGGGAAACGUGGAGGAAGUCACCUGCACCGUCAUCGGGGGAGUCACCUUCAACCAGGUCUGCACGUCGGACCCAAAACUCCAAACAGCAGACGAUGAAGACUCCAUGACAGGUUUGAGUGACAAACAGCUGCUGCAGCCCGAGGCUCUGGAGCUGAGUGCAGACAGAGAGCUGCAGCGCGGGCUGAGCAGUGUCCGGUCAAAGAGGAACAGGCGAGGCCCGGUCAUUGAGGCCGACGGGAUGCUCAAGAUGUUCCACUGUCCGUACGAGGGCUGCAGUCAAGUCUACGUAGCCAUUAGCAGCUUUCAGAAUCACGUCAACCUAGUCCACAGGAAAGGGAGGACCAAGGUUUGCCCCCAUCCAGGCUGCGGAAAAAAGUUCUACCUGUCCAACCACCUGCAUCGCCACAUGAUCAUCCACUCAGGCGUCAGAGAUUUCAUCUGUGAGACUUGUGGGAAAUCGUUUAAGCGUAAGAAUCACCUGGAGGUCCACCGGCGGACGCACACGGGAGAAACGCCACUCCAAUGUGAGAUCUGCGGCUACCAGUGUCGCCAGCGUGCGUCCCUGAACUGGCACAUGAAGAAGCACACCCCCGAAGCCCACUACAACUUCACCUGCGAGUUCUGCGACAAGAGGUUCGAGAAGCUGGACAGUGUUAAAUUCCACAAGCUGAAGAGCCACCCGGACAAGCAGGCGACCUGAGAAGGAGUUCCCCCACCCCUGGUGACAGGAUCUAGACAGGCUGGCCCUCGGGAACCAAAGCAAGGCUUCUAGUGAGAGAGACGGACUUUCCCUUUGCUGUGUUUGUCUGGCGUCUCAUGUCCAGGAUGAUGUGAGCAUCACCUGUGAACACACAGGCGGAGGAAGCAGCGGGCCAGUCCAACAGCUGUGCAGGAUGCACGCCGUUUCAGAGUUCAGGGCCCGAACUUGGGGUUUGGACGUGUUUGGUACAGCGAGGAAACAAAGCUUAAACCAGUGUUAU
Messenger RNA from Sander lucioperca (pikeperch), 2247 nucleotides. It is a transcript of the gene znf653, whose product is annotated as zinc finger protein 653. Gene Ontology annotation, biological process: regulation of transcription by RNA polymerase II. The transcript has 11 exons. Gene Ontology annotation, molecular function: transcription coregulator activity. The record is from RefSeq and is a predicted model, not a curated record. The coding region runs from base 33 to 1967 and encodes 644 amino acids. Lineage: Eukaryota; Metazoa; Chordata; Actinopteri; Perciformes; Percidae. Gene Ontology annotation, cellular component: nucleus.